GGCAGGGGCCGGGGGCGGGGCCUGGGCGAAGGUAACAGGUUGCGGUGGGGCGCGGAGGUGAGGAGCGCUGGCGGCGGGGAGCGGCCUGGGCACGGAGGCUGGAGUGCUUUUAACCCCCGGGGAUGGAGCAGCAUGUGAAUGGAGCUAUGGGCGAGAAGCCAAACCCCAUGGACUACGGGGUUCAGAUCCGAUUCAUAGAUGACCUGAAGGAAAUGAAGAAGCCCCAAAACAUCAGGCCCAAGCAUUCUAAGCCAGGCUCCUACGGGGUCGCGGUGAGGGUCCAGGGCAUUGAUGGGCAGCCCUUUGUGGUCCUGAACAGUGGGGCGAAAGGAGAGGACUCCUUCGGGGUGCAGAUCAAAAGCGAGAGUAAAUACGGGAACUCCGCUCACAGCCAGUGGCCUGAGCAGCUGCCCCCUAACUCUCUCAGGGAAGGCCCGGGCUCCAUCAGUUCUGAUUCUGACUUGCCGGAAAGCCGGUACAUGGCCAGACAUUCCCAGUACAGCACCUCUGACGAGGAGCUGAGCUCCCAGCGCUACCCGAGGGAGACGAGGCCUGUCAGCGCUGAGGCAGCUCAUUCCUACCGCCAGGAUGGCUCCUCGUCCCCUCAGAGCGGCUCCAAACAGCUGCCACCCCAGAGGCCUUUUGGGGAGGAGCUGAGGAGGACUCAAUCUCACAGCUCUCUUUUAAGCCCCAGUUCAGAGGAGGCCUAUGGCCCAAGCCCCCUCAGCAUGCAGACCAGGGGCACCUACCGAUCCCAGUCUCCAGCCAGUACCAAGAGCAGCAGCACGUUGGACAUUGCAGGCAGGAAAAGGACUGGCCCCAGCCGGGAAUCCCAUGCAGCUUCUGGACGAAGGUUUGUAGGCAAGCAGCGAUCACCAGACCCAGAGUCCUCCGGUCCUCGGCAGCCAGCUGACCAAAGUGACAUUGACACGAAGCCCCUGUCCUCGGUGGAUUCCCUGAUCACGAAGUUCGAUGGGAAGGUUCAGCAGAGGGGCCGAGCUGCCAGGAGAAGCCGGAUCUCCCUGGAGGAGAGGAAGCGGUCGCAGAGUCUCGAAGGCAGGGUGUCCUACUACGACACGGCCGAUUCCAGAGAGCUGAGCUCCGCCCAGCUCCAGGAUCGCCUCACGGAAGGGCCGAAGGGCCUGGCUGCCAAACCGCCUGGUGCGGCCAAUGCCUCUCGCACCGGCAGCCUGAACCGAGCGCUCCCGGAAGAUCUGAAGGAAAACUCAGUCAAGGUCCAGCUGAUGCGAGACUGGACCCAUAAAAGCUUGGAGGAGCCUGUGGUUGAGCAGCAGCAAAGUCAAGUGCAAUCAGAAGUGCAGCAGCUUAAGUCCACUCCAGACCUUCUGAAAGACCAGCAGGAAGUCUCUCCGCCUGGGAGCAGCGAGUACACCAAGGAACUGAUUUACAGUAUUCUGAAGGAUGGGAGCAAAGAAAGUGAAAGCUCACUGAAGAGAAAAACCAACCUGAUGUUUGAGAAGAUCCAAGCGCUCGCUGUGGUGCCUCCUGAGGAUGCGAGAGCAUCCAUUUCCCAGAACAAUGAGCUGAAGAGGAAGGUGGAGGAGCUGCGGGAGAAACUAGAUGAAGAGACAAAGCUCCGCCAGAAAGCGGAGCAGGCCAGGGAGCAUGCCAGGAGCGGUGCUGCUCGGAACCUGGAGAGUCGGCUGGCGGAGGCGCAGGACAAGUGCAGGCUCCUCAAGGAAGACUUGGAGAAGACGAUGCGGGAGCUGAAAAGCCGCUUGCAAGAGCUGACGGAAGUGAAAGCUGCCAGAGAGCAGGCAGAGGACAAACUGGGAGACGCAGAAGAGCAGCUAAUGGGGAUGCAUGAGGAGCUGGACAGGCUGCGGAAAACCUCGGUGGACUCUGCAGACCGAGACGAGCUCAUGAAGGAGCUUCUGGAAACCAGAGAGGAGUUGGAGGAGGUCCUCAACGGCAAACAGAAGCAAGAAGAACAUCUGCGCCUGCGGGAGCGGGAGCUAACGGCGCUGAAAGGAGCCCUGAAGGAGGAGGUGGCGAAUCACGACAAGGAGCUGGACCGGGUGACACAGCAGUACCAGCACGACAUGGACCAGCUGAGGCGAAACAUGGAGGACGUGUCUCAGGACCAAGCCAGUCUAGAGAUCGAGAGGCAGAAAAUCAACUCGAUAGUGAGGAAGCUCCAGAAGGAGCUGGAGGAGAGCAACGAGGAGACCAGCCACUGGAGGGAGAUGUUCCAGAAGAACAAGGAGGAGCUGCUCAGCACCAAGCAGGAGCUCAUGCAGGUGAAACAGGAGCGGGAGGAGUUCGAGGAGGAGCUGCGGGAGCUGCGGGAGCGGUUCUCGGCCAUGCGGGUGGAGGUGGACCAGGUCAGGAACAGCACCGUGGAUGCUGGCCAAGUAGAAGCCCUGAAGAAGAAGCUGCGUCAAGCCCAAGAGGAGCUGAGGGAGCUGGCUUCAGAGAAGGAGGCCCAGGACGAGCUGGUCCACCAGAGGGAGCGGGAGCUGGCUGCCCUGAAGGGGGCACUCCAGGAAGAGGUGGCCAGCCGUGACAUGCAGGUAGAACAGCUAAAGCAGCAGUUCCAGAAGAACUUGCAGCAGCUCAGGAAGGACUACGACGAAGCUGCCAAGGUGAAGGUGGCCGUGGAGAGCGAGAAGGAGGCCACGGAGCAGAUGAGGAAGGCCAUGGAGUCCGCUCUGCGGGAGACGCAGGAGGAGAAUGACGACUUGAGGAGGAAGAUCUUGGGCCUGGAGAUGCAGGUCAAGGAGUACAGGCACUUCUCCGAGAACUGGGAGGGCUCGGAGGCCAGGCUCAGGGAGAAGAUCGCCAAGCUGGAGGCUGAUCGCAGACAGAUGGAGGAAUCCUUGGAGGAGGCUGCGGAGCAGGAGCAGGAGCUGCUGAUGGCCAAGAGGUCUCUGGAGAGCCGCCUGGAAGAGGCCCAGAGGAGUCUCAGCCGGCUGUCUCAGGAGCACCAAGUGCUGAACGCCUCGCACCAGGAGGAGAUGAAGCAGAAGGAACAGCUGAGGAGGACCAAGAAUGAGCUGGAGGAGCAGAAGAGGCUGCUGGAUAAGACCACAGAGAAGCUGACCAGAGAGCUGGACCAGAUGGCUCAGGAGUCCCACAGCUCACUGGCCAUGCUGCAGUCGCAGCUGGAGGAGUACAAGGAGAAGUCACGGAAGGAGGUUGCAGAUUCCCAGAAGCAGGCCAAGGACCGCAGUGCGGAGGUGGAGAAGAUGCAGUUCACCAUGGGCCGGCUGCAGGACGAGAUCAUGCGGCUGAAGCAAGCGCUUCAGGACAGCCAGGCUGAGCGGGAAAGCGCCGUGCUGGAUAAGGAUGUGCUGGCCCAGCGCCUGCAGAACCUGGAGCAGGAGGUGGAGUCCAAGAAACGCUCCCAGGGCGAUCGCUCUCGGCAGGUCAAAGCGCUGGAGGAGAAAUCCAAGCACCUCGAGGUGGAACUGGACGAGGAGAGGAACACGGUGGAGCUGUUGACUGACCGGAUUAACCGCAGCAGAGACCAGAUUGACCAGCUGCGUGCAGAGCUGCUGCAGGAGCGCUCCAGUCGGCAGGACCUGGAGUGCGACAAGAUCUCCCUGGAGAGGCAGAACAAAGACCUGAAAAGCCGACUGGCCAGCUCGGAAGGCUUGCAGAAACCGAGCGCCAGUUUGUCUCAGCUGGAGUCGCGGAUCCAGGAACUGCAGGAUAAGCUGCAGGCAGAAGAGAGGGAAAAGAACGUCCUGGUGUCCUCAAACCGCAAACUGGAAAGGAAAGUGAAGGAGCUGACGAUCCAGAUCGACGACGAAAGGCAGCAUGUGAAUGACCAGAAGGACCAGCUAAGCCUACGCGUCAAGGCGCUCAAGCGCCAGAUGGACGAGGCCGAGGAGGAGAUCGAGCGCCUGGAAAGCGCCAGGAAGAAAGCGCAGCGGGAGCUGGAGGAGCAGCACGAACUCAACGAGCAGCUGCAGAAUCGCGUCAAGGCCCUGGAGAAGGAGGCCUGGCGCAAGGCCACCCGCUCGGCUGCAGAGGCCUCCCUGGACGACGACCGCCUGAGCUCGGACGAGGAGUUUGACAGCGCCUACAGCCCGUCCUCCAUCGCCUCGCUGCUGACGGAGGGGAACCUGCAGACCAGCUCUUGCUAGCAGCUAGCGCGGGUCGUUAACUGGCUCCUGGGGUGCGCCUUUUUCCCCACAGUCAGAACUACUUUGGGCUCCUUGAGAGGCAGGUGCAGGGCGUCAUUCCACGGGGGAGCGUCCCCUAUCCACUGACGUUCCAGUCCCUUUAGGAGGAAAAUCAACACCCUGGAGGCCAGCGAUCCUUGGAUUGGAGUCGGCUGACACAUGCGUCCUUUCCAAAAAGCAGCUAACUGGAAGGAGCCAGGAGCAGAAGAACUGAGAACAAUGUGCAGGAAGGUUUUCUGCUUAAAUUGGGAGGGAGGGUGGGGCAGAAUUGGGUGUUAAGAUCCCCAGAAAAUUCUAUUUAAUCUGUUUUUCUCUGUGAUUCUCAGGGUACUGCUUAAAUUCCAGAUGUUUCGUAUCUUAACCAAAUGUUUGUCUGUAUACUGGGGGUGGGGGGUGGAAACAGAUGUGCAAUAAGGCAAGAUGAUAUUCUGUGGCUCAUAAACAAGAGGUGAACCUGUCUCUUCAGGCACCGUGGGAGUUCACUUUUCUCUGCCAGAAGGGGAAGCGUGGUAGGUUACCGUCAGCAACCAGAAUCUGAGGAGACGGUCCGGGUGUGUGGGAAAGCUGGGUUCUGCUCUGAGAGUCUCUUUAAUGUCUAUAGACACCCUCAUGGAGUCCUGGGGCUAAAAUCCAGCGGCUGCUUUUUCCAGGACUUUUGCAGCUUUCAUUUCCUCAUGCCCUGUUAAAGAGAAAUUCCUGGCCAGCCCAUCAAUACGUGCUGCUCUUCCCUUCUCUUCAUUCUUUAUGAGCACGUGUCUGCGCUGAAGGAUGGCUCUGACUUCGUAAUGACAGAGGAUGGGGAGCGGGAGCCUCAGGCUUGCGAAACUCUAUGGGGCUAGUGUGCUUGGCAAGGGACUCUGUUGGCACAUUUUUGGCCCUUUCUGUUGGCCCUGCUCUGGGGGAGGAGGCCAAGGAUGGGGAUGUAGGUCAGGAAAAGUUAGAGAUCACCCAGGUUGACUGGGACCCCAAGGGUUCAUGGCCUGUGCGAGAGGAACUGGUGGGUCUCGGUCCAGUCCCCAGCUGUCAGUGACAUUACACUAAUCCCCGUCGCAGCUGGCCCAUGGAGGAAGAAGUAAAACAGGUUUUGGAAUAGCUGAGGCUUUUAUCUGACAUGAUAGCACUUUGUUGUUGAAACUAAUGAGCAUGAGAGCUUGCCUCCACCUGUCGGAGCCAAGCGAUCAAUCACGAAAUGAGGCAUGACCCUGGGGGUCCAUCCAGGGCAGGGCUGCCUGGCCAUCCUGUCCACAUUCUGCUGUCCUGUAUAAAGGGACAUCCAGCCUCCAGGGCUGUCUCCAAUGCAGUUAAUAACAAACACCUGGGGUCUGCCUGCUGGGGGCCCCUACUAUCUUGCACCUCUCCAGCAGUUUCUCGCGUCUGUUUUUUGGCAAUAAACCAGCCAGGGAAAGCAAACCUCUGCCUUCGGAAGCACGUGUGCUGCGGAUGUUAAUGAAAAGCAGGGGCUGUACUGGCCUUGAUGGGCUGAGCAGCCAAAUUCUCUCACCUUCAAGCUCCUCCAUGUCCCCAAACGCCGCUCCUGCUUCACUCACCCAGCUGCAGUUGUGAUCAGUGGAGUGUGAGCUGGGCUGGGCUGUAAUGCACCCAGCCUAUUCGGAGAGGAAAGAACAAUACUGGGCCAGCCCUGCUUGAGACCUAUGUAUCCUUGAACCGAACCUGCCUUUCAGCUCCCAUUGAGCCUCGUUUUGUAGCUGAAUUUGCACCUAUUCCUAAAGUGCCGCUUUAUAGAUUGGGAACAUAUGCGGGGCGGGGGGGGGGGAGGGCGUUUCCACUAAGUGUGUGGACCCCCCCCCCGCUCCCCUCCCCUGCUUCUGUUGCGGGUUGAACUGCUAACACCUCAGUCUCCCUCUGUUACCUUUUUAAACUUCACCAGCUCAGGGGUUUCAGAGCAAUCUGAAAGUCAGGCCUUGACCAUCGUGCCUUAAUGGGGAGUGUCCAGUGGGGGAAACUUAGUCCAGUGAAUUUCUGCUUGGAAGCGGACUUGGGGGUAGAACAUUUAAACAUGCCUAUGUUUUAAAAUAACCCGAUUUAACAUGCACGUGCCCCCUGCCUGAGGCAGCAAGAGACAGGAGCAGGGGUGGGGAGGUGACAAAUACACCCUGAUGCUCGGUCUGAGCUCAAGGGCUAACAAAAAUCCCCAAUGCCCAAAUAUAGCCAUUGCCUUGUCUUGCAUGAUUUCAGCUUCCACUAGUGUUCACGCCCUUCUGCUCCCAACAGGGGCCUUGCUUGCUUGCCCUGCCUUGCUUGGCAUGCUGCCCUAGAGCAGGUCUCCGUAGCCACGCGGAUGAGACGGUGCUUUGGAUGCUUGUUUUUUGUCCUGAUGCUUGGUUCGAACGUCUGCAGCUAUGGGCCCGGCAGUUCGCAAAACGCCAUGGGAACAGCAAGUCCUCGGAGUUCUCAUCUGCUCCAUGGCAGCGUGCUGGUCACGCAGCCCAGAGACAUUCUGAGGCUUGCUUGGACCAUUUAAAUAGCUGCCCCUAAUUGGGACCUCCCAAAGCUGCUGAUCUAGAUGUAAAAGGUGUUUGGCUCUAGUGUUUCCAGGCUAACAUCCCCCCCGGAAACAAACACACUCAGUGGAUAAGUUCUGCAAGAUGCAUCUCAGGUCAUCGACAAGCCAGUGCUGUCACCUUCUCCUGGGAUGCAGUGGUUCAGAGACACCUUUGCAAUCUCUCAACCUACCCCAACCAGCUCCGGCUCUCCACCAUGAGGCUUUGCGGAGGAAUCUGCUCAGGGAGCCAAGUUUUUUCUUGUUUAGAGGCUGCUGCCACUGAGGAAGAGCAGGUGAAUCAAGGCUUGACUUACGAAUCAAGGCCACAUCGUCUGCUGGCGUGAAGGGGAAUAGCUCCAUUGCCGUGGAUGGAAGAGCGCGGAUCUGCACCAGCUGAGCAUCCAACCCAGCUUUCAAACAGCUGGAUUUUCAGCUGAUCUUGGUGGGUUGGGUCUCUCUCUCUCUCUGGAUUUUGAUUGGGACUCUUCACACUGGGCACUUAAUAACUGAAACAAAGAUUCCUUGUUAAAACACCCACAGAUGGGUGGGGGGAAUCUUCCCCCCCACACACACAGCCUACCCCCUAAAAAGCCCUGGAUGGGUGCAGCUGUAUCAUGACGACAGCCUGAACCUGUGACGCUCUGUGACUGUAGGAACGUGCCCAUUGCAAAGGAGCUGGAGCGAAGGUUUCACUAACCAGGUUGCCAUCCACACCUUUUGAGGGCUGUCCUGUUUCACUCUCCAUCUGCAGGGCCUGUGUGGGUUUCGUUGCAGGCAGCCCCCGCCUUCUGCGCCUGGCUUUGCUUUUCCUCCAAACCCGCCUGAUCCGGAGGAGGCUGCAGAGAGGGAACUAGCCAAGAGCAUUUCUCCAGAGCUGGCCAGCCUCUAGAUCCCAGGGCGGUCUCCCUAGACAGCAGAUGCCUCAUCGGGGCUCUAUUGAUGGAUGCAGAGACCCACCCCUUGCACUGUUACGGGCAAGCUGCUCAGUGGAGCAGCAGCUUCAAAAGGGAGGUUGUAGGGGUGGAAUGAGGAGAUGGAAUUUAAGGUUCCCUUCCCCCACCAGCCGUCAAAGUAAAGGGACGUGAGACUCUCGAGAAACAGCCAUUGAUGAGCUGUGUGGCUGAUGGAGCAAGAAGAUGGUCCUCCCAGCAGAGUUUUGGGAUUUGUUUUGUUUUUGUUUUUUGAGAUCUAACAUACCUCCCACUUCAGGAGCCUGAUGGGAGCCAGCCCUGCUUCAGAGCUGCUAAGGGACCCACGGACGUUCAUUACAGACCCUAGCAGCAGGCGUGGGUGUGGCUGGUUGGAGUGAGUGACAAUAGUCUGGGACCUGCUCAGUGCUGGAAUUUCCCCCCUCCCUCUGCUGUAAAUGCAGAACAACCGCCUGGAAGUCAGUGACGCUUCUCCCAGGGCUGCCCUAGGGUAACGGGCCCAUUGAUACUCUGCCGCAGCGAGAGCCAAGGAGCCGCAGAAUUGUGUGGUCCGAUUGUCACCCCGCAAUGUGUGUGGGGAUCCCGCAGCAGAUGGGGCACCGUCUCCCCCUCUUCUGCCUGGUCAGUGAGGACUGAGCGAGGCUGGGCCUUGCCUUCCGGCUGGUUCUGUGGCUCUAUACACCAAGAGGAUAUUUCGCUGCCAAGCUGGACGAAUUUUCUUGUGGGCCCCAGGCUUUGCCCUCCUGGCAGUUGAAUCAGAGACACAAGCCGCCUGCAUGUCCUCCCCAAGAAACGUGCAGGGAUGAGCCUGGGUUACGGAUGGUCUCCAGAGGCUGGGCCAGAGAGAGGGAGGGAGGGGGAAUCCUUGCUGAGAUCUCCUGCGAGGAUGACUUGCUUUUUUAAAAUAAAACCCGAUGUAAGAGGAAUUUGAGACAAGGGAGGGGAAGGAUUGAUUCAAGUCCCAUGCUAAUAGCGUUCAUUGCAGAGUGGCUUUCAUGCCCCUGUGGAUUCUGAUUGCUUGUAUAGCAGCAUAUGAGAGAGAUGAUCUGAUUAUUAUGUAACUUUGUUUUCCUCUUG
Molecule: messenger RNA, 8660 nt
Organism: Chelonia mydas (Green sea turtle)
Lineage: Eukaryota; Metazoa; Chordata; Testudines; Cheloniidae
Gene: CGN
Product: cingulin
Exons: 21
Coding region: 123-4112 (1329 amino acids)
Cellular component (GO): myosin complex
Source: RefSeq, a predicted model, not a curated record